Cololabis saira (Pacific saury) is the source of this 3170-nucleotide messenger RNA. RefSeq names its product transmembrane protein 214 (gene tmem214). NCBI's taxonomy places the organism in Eukaryota, Metazoa, Chordata, Actinopteri, Beloniformes, Belonidae. The record is from RefSeq and is a predicted model, not a curated record. Gene Ontology annotation, cellular component: endoplasmic reticulum; Golgi apparatus. The coding region runs from base 99 to 2165 and encodes 688 amino acids. The transcript is spliced from 17 exons.
UCCGCGCAUGCGCGUUCCCGCUGGUGUCACUGCGUCGAGGAGCCAGCGAGAAGCCACGGUGCCCCGACGAAUAAUACCAGCCCACCUGGACUCAGAACAUGGCCUCAAACAACAGCUCCGGCGGCAAAUGGGAGGUAGUAAAGAAAGGGAAGAAAAACAGCAACAGCAGCAGCAGCUCCGGCGGAGGGAAGAGCGAGAGGAAGCCCGGCGACGGCGGGAGGAGAGCCCUGGGGGAGUCCAACCAGCCGGCCAGACUCCCCAUUAAGAUGUCAGAGACUCUGUAUGACAGCUUUGAGAAGAUGGGGAAGAAACAGAACAAGGAGCAGGUUCCACCACCAGCCGAUCCUCAAAAUAAGAAGCCCCCAUCAAGUAAACCAUCCAAGAAAUCUUUCUCCAGCAAUACAGUCACACCUGCAAGUCACAAAACUCUGGAAGAAGCCUUCAAAGCUCUGGACAUUGGGGACCUGAAGCAGCAGUUGGCUCGCAGUCAAACCUUGUUCCCAGAAAACCCUUCAGUCUGGGUCAAAGACCUGGCAGGAUACCUUAACCUCCAUCUGACCGCCCCUGAGAACGAGCCAACUCUCAGCAGCUACGCUCACGACUACCCGUACUGCCUUACAGGAAAAGAGCUGAAGGGUAUUAUCAAAAGCCUCAUUGGACGUUGCAGCAGCGUUCUGCCAGAUUUCUUCGACCACUGUGUUCACACUAUGCUCAGGGAGCUGGACAGACAGUCAGGUGAACCUCUGCAUGGGUACAGAGUUUGCAUUCAGGCAAUCCUACAGGACAAACCCAAAAUAGCCACUCAAAACCUGCCUGAGUAUUUGGAGUCAUUGCGGUCAGUUCAAAAUCGUCCAGUGAAAUGUUUGACCAUCAUGUGGGCUUUGGGUCAAGCUGGCUUCUAUGACCUCAGCCAGGGACUAAGAGUGUGGCUGGGUAUCAUGCUUCCUGUGCUUGGAGUAAAGGCCUUGUCUUCAUAUGCCAUUGCAUAUCUAGAAAGACUGCUCUUACUUCAUGCAAACCUGACUAAGGGAUUUGGCAUCAUGGGACCAAAAGAGUUCUUUCCACUGCUUGAUUUUGCCUUCAUGCCUAAAAACUCCUUGACACCAGGUUUGCAGGAGCAGCUGAGACGUUUGUAUCCUCGACUGAAGGUCCUCGCAUUUGGAGCCAAACCUGAGAACACGUUGCACACGUACCUGCCAUCUUUUCUAUCCAGAGCCACGCCGUACUGCCCAGAUGACAUGAAGAGAGAGCUGCUCAGCAGUAUGACGGAGUGUUUGUGCGUGGAUGUACAGAGUCUAGGAGUGUGGAGGCAGCUCUACAUGAAACACUUACCCCAGUCCAGUCUGCUACUGAACCACUUAUUGAAGUCUUGGAACAUUUUGCCACCAAAGCUGCGGAAGAACUUGCAGGAAACAAUCCAGUCAUUCAGAGUGACCAAUGAAGAGUUGAAAGAGACAGUUGAAUCUCAAGACCUUCAGGAUUGCAAUAAUUUAUGCCAGAAUCUUCAGGUAAAGAUGCGCGGUCAUGGGUUCCCUUGGUCCAAACUUCUCAUGGUUCUGCUGGUGUUUGGUGCUGGAUUUAUCGCCCAAGACGUCAGAUCUCGUGGCUCAUUUGCAGAUUCCACCACAGCCAAGUAUCUGCACACAUCAGGAGUCACAGCUGUGUCUCAGCAAGCCUGGAGCAAAAUAACAGUCUACUCAAAACAGGGCUUCGGUUGGUUGGAAAAAAACACUCCGUAUUAUUACUCUGAGUUUGUGAGAGUUUCGGGGCCAUUAAUGGAACAAGGUUUAGAAAAUGCAAAGGCAGCAGUGGUCGUGAUCUCUGAAAACACCACAAACUUUAUUCUGUGGGUCAAAGAGACGACACCAUUGGUCAUUGAAUGGAUAAACACCAACACUCCGGACAGUGUGUUUCAAGUGUUGACAUACUUGAAGGAGCUCCUACUCUUCAUCCAUCAGCACUAUGUCUUGCCAGCGCUGGCAUACGUAUCUGAUCUGCUACAACGAGCAUGGACCAAACUUCAGGAAUCCUGCAAUGGGGAGGUGUCUGUGUCGUGUCUGCAGGGCCAUGCGCUGUCUUUCACAAACUCAACAUGGCAGAUGCUCCAGCAUACGACCUCAGCCAUCAAGACGUGGGCUCAGGAUCUGCUGACACGAGCAGGAUAACUCUACCGACGCUGACUGAUUUACACACAAUACACACCGUGUGUGCAGUGAUGUACUGUUCAUACACGCACUGGCCCGGUGUGACGCUGCCUUUCAGUGCAUCGGCUGCUCUGAAGCCACGAUUGGACACUUUGGACUUGGACACAAACAAACUUCAAACAAAAAAAGACGCUUUUGUCUCCGAUUUGGGCUGAAAUUGAUCAGUUUGCUGUUGUAUAGAUGUCUUUUUUUUCUACCAAUCUUUUUGUCACUGCUGGAUGUGGAGGAUGUAUUUUUCUCUCUCCCUGAGUUUUCUACUGCAAAUUUCAGGUCUUGCUUUAACUUCUGGGAUAAAAGUGUAAUUUAUAUAAAUGUAGGUUUGUAGAUUUCUACGCCAUUUUUAUUUAAAGAUAAUUGAAAAUAUUCCAAGGAAACUUGAUCAAAGGCAGGAAAAGGGCAAUAAACAAACCACUGAAGAUGUCAUCAGUAAAACUGAGGGCUGCUUCAUCGCCAACUUUGUCUUGCUCAGUUUUCGUUAAGCUUAAAAACGUGUCACAAUGAAAACCUGUCUACGUGAAAAACAACAAGGAAGGAGUCACAUCUGCUGGUGGACUGGCUCCUCCAGGGAGUUGGGAGUGGACACCGUAACCCAGGAGAAGAGUCUCACAUCAGUCCAGAAGUCUGCCUGCCGUUCCUCAUCGUCUCGUCUUUGCUGCUUCAUUCUUUCCUGUUUAUUGUGCUUUAGUUGCUCGAUGGCUGAGCUACAAGACUUGCUAUGGUCCCGUACUUUUACUUGACUGACAUUCUUGAUUUGUGUGUGUGGUUAAACAGCCUUAUUUUCAAUACUCGAAACAUGACCAAUUCUAUGCCAACGUCUUCUCAUGCAUUGAAACAUAGGCAAGGCAAACAUUUUCUGACCAGCUCAUUCACUUACUGCUUCUUGUACACACAUCCGAUGGAUAUAACAGCAAAUAUUGUCUUAAUUUGUAAAGUCAAUCCUUUAUAAUAAAGACUAGCCCCCCAAAA